Molecule: messenger RNA, 1685 nt
Organism: Gadus chalcogrammus (walleye pollock)
Lineage: Eukaryota; Metazoa; Chordata; Actinopteri; Gadiformes; Gadidae
Product: homer protein homolog 3-like
Exons: 10
Coding region: 491-1579 (362 amino acids)
Biological process (GO): G protein-coupled glutamate receptor signaling pathway; regulation of store-operated calcium entry
Cellular component (GO): plasma membrane; dendrite; postsynaptic density
Molecular function (GO): G protein-coupled glutamate receptor binding
Source: RefSeq, a predicted model, not a curated record
GAUUCCCGUUGUGAGCUUGAGAGGCAGGGGCUCCUUGAGAUCCUGGAUCAUAUCUGACCGAGCAGCAACACGACAGAAGUGGAGAGAAGGGCUUUGACGAGACACCGAGCACGGAGCGCACAGGACCGCGUUUCUUGGCUCGCUUUUCUCUCCGGAUCGAAGCUUUUAAUGUGUCCCUGGAAAUACCAGAAGGAUCCAGUGUUCAUCGGAGGGUGAAACAAAACGGUGUUUGAUGCAAAAACCGAGGACAAAGGGAGGACGACUACUAGGCUUAACUAAAAUUGGUUUAAGUACUACUUUUUGGGGGGGAAAGGGAAGAAUUUGAUCGGAAGUGAUCCGACUCAACAGAUUGCAUAGUUUGGGGAAUGUGCAUUUAAUGAAGUGAUCAGGCGGCAGGAGGGCGCUGGAGUUUACUUGGAGGUGAAAGUGAGUGAAUCUUGUCCGGCCGGAGGACGAUUGGGACUCAAAACGCAGCAGAGAAGCGGGAUCGAUGCCGAGCAUGGGGGAACAGCCGCUGUUCAGCGCCAAGGCCCACGUGUUCCAGAUUGACCCGGCCACCAAACGCAACUGGCUGCCUGCCAGCAAGCACGCCGUCAGCGUGUCCUUCUUCUACGACGCUAACCGCAAUGCCUACCGCAUCAUCAGUGUUGGCGGGACAAAGGCCAUCAUCAACAGCACCAUCACUCCCAACAUGACCUUCACGAAGACCUCCCACAAGUUUGGCCAGUGGGCCGACAGCCGGGCAAACACAGUCUAUGGUCUGGGCUUCUCUACAGAGCAACAGCUGCAGCAGUUCUCAGAUCAGUUCAAGGAAGUGCGGGAGGCGGCCCGGCUGGCCAGGGAGAAGUCUCAGGAGAGGUUUGAACUGACCAACCCUGCGCUCAACAUCGCCGCCCCACAGUUGUCCCAGGAGCUGUCUGAGGACCGCCACUCUCCCCCACCCCUGCUGACGGUGAAUGGGCCGUGCGAGGACAAGCUGAUCCGCAGUCGGAGCGCCGAGGUGGAGCUGACCACGGAGAAGGAGAGCAUCAAGAAGAUGCUCUCUGAAGGGUCAGUGAGCUGUGAGCUCCACAUGGAGGCGGAGCUGUUCACGCUGCAGGACAGCAACGCCAAGCUGGUGUCUGCUCUUCAGGAGGCUGAGAGCAGCGGGCAGAUGUGGAAGAAGCAGCUGGCAGAGUACCAGGAGGAGACCGACCGCCUCCGAGAACAGGUAGCUGAGCUGGAGGCCCAGAGCGUUGCGUCUGCCGGUUCGGAUCCAGAAUUGAGUCAGUCUGUAGAGACCCUGGAGGACUUGCUGAGAACCAAGGACCAGGAAAUCCAGAGUCUACAGAGCAAGAAGACGGAUGCCAGCGAUCUAGAGCAGGAGAAAGAGGAAGCUAUGCAGAGAUUACAGGAGCUGGAGCAGCAGAACGCAGUGCUGGAGGAGCGGGUCAAGAGCGCAGAGACGGACCUGGCGGCGAGCCAGGAGGAGAGGCAGCAGACGGAGGGGGAGGUCCAGCAGGCCAUACAAGUUCUGGACCUCAAGAUCUUAGACCUGAACAGCCUCAGGCAGAGCCUGUCCAAGCUCAUCGACAAAUAGCGCCCCCCACAGUCGGAGUUCUGCCCUCACAACCAGGAAGCAGGAGUGUCGCUCGGGAUUUAAGUGUUCAAGUGUUCGUUAUGUUUGAGUAGAGUGGAGGGGGGUG